AAAGUCUACCUUCAGCAGCCCAACAGCAACAUAUUCUUCCUGUCUGACAAAGGAGAGACCUUGAGCUCCUGUAAAAAAGAACUGGACAAAAUGAAGAAGGAUUAUCAAGAUAUGUAAACCUUUAAAAAAAAAAAGAGCUGUAUUCCAGCCAGAAUGUGUGGGAUCUGCUGUGUGGUGAACCUGAGUGCGUCCUCUCAAUGUGUACUUCAGAAACAUGUGCGUGAAAAGCUCCAAAACAGAGGACCCCACUCUAGCCGUGAUAUUACAGAAACAGCUUCACGAUACAGCUGCCUUUUUUCUAGCCAUGUGCUUCAUAUGAGGGGAGUGUUGACUCCCCAGCCUCUACAAGAUGAUGAUGGUAAUACUCUCCUCUGGAACGGUGAGGUGUUUGGUGGGUUACCAGUGGGAGCUGAGGAAAACGACACUAAAGUUGUUAUACAGCAUCUGUCUCUUUGUAAAAACCCUUCAGACUUAUUAUCUGUCCUCUCUCAAGUUAAGGGACCCUGGUCCUUUAUUUAUUACAGUAAAGUUAAUCAAUGUAUCUGGUUUGGAAGGGAUUUCUUUGGGAGGAGGAGCCUGCUGUGGAGCUGUGGGUCUGAGGAGGGCUCAUUUACACUGACCUCAGUGUCUUCUCGCUUGCCAGAUUCUGAUUCGUCCAAGUGGCUUGAAGUACCAGCAGUUGGUGUUUACAGGUUGGACUUGAAAAGCUGUUCACAGGGUGGGAAGUUGAAACUUGAGCUCUAUCCAUGGGUUUAUCUUGGAGAUGAGCCUUCAAAUGACUUCAGCUCUGAAGGUCUUCCCAGUUCUGUCUCAUUGGUUAUGAAUAAUGCUGGACUCCAGCUCAAUUUUCCUGUUAAUCCAAUGAAUACAUCCAUACAAGCAGUUGAUUCUAAUGAUGAACCUAAUCACACAUUUUCUCUGACAUCCUCUGAUGACCUAAAAGAGUUUCUUCUAAAAAGCACAAAAAAACAAGAACUUGUGAGGAGCCUUAUAGAUGUCCUUAGUGAGGCCGUCCGCAGAAGAGUCCAGUCACUGCCCUAUACUGAUAAUGUUAGUCCAACUGAAACACCAAAGUCAGAUGAAGCACAAGUUGCUAUACUCUUCUCUGGUGGAAUCGAUUCGAUGAUUCUGGCUGUUCUCGCUGAUCGCCACAUCCCUCCUGACAAACCAAUCGACCUUCUCAAUGUUGCUUUUAAGCUUCAGGAGCGUAAAAUGAAUCAGGGAUCCAAAAAGAAACAACACAAGAACAAGAACAACGGCGAGCAUGUCAAUGUCAGUGUGAAUGACAUCACAUCAUCAGAUCAGCGCACCUCAAACUGCUUCGACGUUCCAGACAGAAUCACGGGUCGAGCUGGUCUACAAGAGCUUAAAAAGAUCAGUCCUUCACGAAAAUGGAACUUUGUUGAGAUUAACGUCACUCAGGAGGAGCUGAAGGAAAUGCGGGAGAAGCGUAUCUGCCACUUGGUGCAUCCUUUAGACACUGUCCUGGAUGACAGCAUUGGAUGUGCUGUGUGGUUUGCAGCUAGAGGAACUGGAAUCGUAUCAGAGGGAGCAGAAGAGAAGGAUCACACUUCAAAUGCAAAGGUGGUUCUGACUGGAAUUGGAGCAGAUGAGCAGUUGGCUGGCUAUUCCAGACACAGAGUACGGUUUAAGAACUCAGGUCUUGAAGGCCUGGUCAAAGAGCUGGCCAUGGAGCUGGGCAGGAUAUCUUCCAGGAAUCUCGGGCGUGAUGACCGCAUCAUUGGAGAUCAUGGAAAAGAGGCCAGAUUUCCGUAUCUGGAUGAGGACGUGGUGAGCUUCCUGAACAGUCUGCCGGUGUGGGAGAAGGCAGAUCUGUCUCUGCCCCGGGGAAUCGGGGAGAAGCUGCUGCUGAGACUGGCCGCUGUAGAGCUAGGGCUGGGCCCCUCUGCUGUUCUGCCCAAGAGAGCCAUGCAGUUCGGCUCCAGAAUCGCCAAGUUGGAGAACAACCAUGAAAAGGCAUCAGAUAAAUGCAACAGACUGGUCACCAGUUAGCGCAGGCUUUCAAAAAUCAUGUUUAUUACACAAAAACUCAAUCUGUACAUGUUUAUAAAAAAAUAUUUUCCCCCUAAAGCUGCUUGUCAUCAGUGAAUUUGGGUUCCAUUGUUCUCCAUUCAGUUCUUCAUUUACAGGAAGUUUUUAAUCUGUUUCUGAUUGUAAUGAAAUCUAUAAUAAAUAAAUGUCUGGAUUUUUAA
Messenger RNA from Astyanax mexicanus (Mexican tetra), 2213 nucleotides. RefSeq names its product asparagine synthetase domain containing 1 (gene asnsd1). The record is from RefSeq and is a predicted model, not a curated record. The coding region runs from base 154 to 2013 and encodes 619 amino acids. NCBI's taxonomy places the organism in Eukaryota, Metazoa, Chordata, Actinopteri, Characiformes, Acestrorhamphidae. The transcript has 4 exons. Gene Ontology annotation, molecular function: asparagine synthase (glutamine-hydrolyzing) activity.